Messenger RNA from Linepithema humile (Argentine ant), 765 nucleotides. Its product is annotated as GEL complex subunit OPTI. Gene Ontology annotation, biological process: mitochondrial respirasome assembly. The record is from RefSeq and is a predicted model, not a curated record. Lineage: Eukaryota; Metazoa; Arthropoda; Insecta; Hymenoptera; Formicidae.
AGUUCAACGCAGUGCAACUAAAGAGAACAGGUGUUUAAUCAGAGGUGAUAAGACUGUCAGCUGCUGCCAUCAGCUGCGAUUGCAAAGCGAAAAGAAGAGUGCGAAAUAUAUUCUGCAUUCUGAAAUAACGGCAAGUUGUACUCGCUGACGUGGUGAUGAUCGUGUAGUCAGUGCCACAUUCGCAUAGAAAUCGUGGGCUUUCCGAGACACGCGUGUUGCGAUGUCGCGUACGAAGACGGAGAAAAAUGGGAAUGGCGGCAAGUGCGAGGUUAGCGUAUGGACACGUGCGAUCACGGCGAACUCCGAAUGGCCGGACAAGGAAGAAUUUCUUGAUGUAAUAUAUUGGGCAAGACAAGCGAUCGGUAUUAUUGUCGGUAUAGGAUGGGGCCUUAUACCUUUAAAAGGUUUUAUAGCUCUAUUGUUAUUUGUAGUAGUAAACGCGGGAAUUACAUAUUUAUACUUUAGCAGUUUCCAACAAAUCGAUGAGGAAGAAUUUGGUGGUAUGUGGGAAUUGACGAAGGAAGGAUUUAUGACGUCCUUUGCUGGUUUUUUGGUGACUUGGAUUAUUAUAUACUCCGGUUUACAUUAUGACUGAUUUAUUACAAACCUUGGAUUCAAAGAGCAAUAGCCUUUCAUACAGAUCGAUUGCCGUUGCCAAACUCAUACGUAUGUAAACUUACUCCCUUGCAUAUAUAUACUUGGAUUUCUUACAUAUUGUUACAUACAAAUAUAAUUUAUCUGUAUAAAGAUCUUCUUACCUUCUCA